GCCUGCCUGCCGAAGUUGUGAGCGCAGGAGGAGUGGCGCUGGCGAAGCCCACUUCGCCGUGGGUCGGUCGGGGAGGCAGCAUGUCGGGAGCGGCGCUCCGGUGCGGUCGGGGAAAAGGCUGCGCUCUGCCCAGGAGUGUUCAACUAAUGGAACCCAAGUUAACUUAAAUCUAUAUGAAGCUGAUGACUACAGAAAGAAGACUAGAAAGGCAUUAAUCAGAGAAGUGUAUUUAAUAUAUGAUGGAACAUAUAUUUCAAGAGUGGAUUUUUGAUGUCUGUUUCACUGAUUUGAAGUUGAUUUGGAGGAUUAAGGGAAAGUGGGACAUGUGUGCUUUGUUACUUAUCUAAUAUCCUGAAGAAGAGUUCAAAAUGUUUUCUACAUAAAAGGAAAAAAAUUCAGGCCCACAGGAUUGUGAAGUUGUAGUGUGAAUAUGGGUGAAAAGAAACCAGAACCUUUGGAUUUUGUAAAAGAUUUUCAGGAAUAUCUGACUCAGCAGACUCACCAUGUGAACAUGAUUUCAGGCUCUGUUAGUGGGGACAAAGAAGCAGAGACUCUUCAGGGAGCAGGGACAGAAGGUGAUCAAAAUGGACUAGAUCAUCCUUCGGUCGAAGUCUCACUGGAUGAAAACUCUGGAGUGUUAGUCGAUGGGUUUGAAAGAACUUUUGAUGGAAAAUUGAAAUGUCGGUAUUGUAACUAUGCCAGCAAAGGAACAGCACGUCUCAUAGAACAUAUCAGAAUUCACACAGGUGAGAAACCACACAGAUGCCACUUAUGCCCCUUUGCAUCAGCAUACGAACGUCACUUGGAAGCUCAUAUGCGAUCGCAUACAGGUGAAAAACCUUACAAAUGUGAAUUGUGUUCAUUCCGCUGUAGUGACAGAAGCAACCUGUCUCACCACCGCAGGCGCAAACAUAAAAUGGUGCCUAUAAAAGGUACAAGGCCUUCCCUUAGUAGCAAGAAGAUGUGGGGUGUCUUGCAGAAGAAGACCAGUAACUUGGGGUAUAGUCGAAGGGCGCUAAUAAACUUGAGUCCACCUUCCAUGGUGGUUCAGAAGCCGGACUACCUUAACGACUUCUCUCAUGAAAUCCCAAACAUUCAGACUGAAGCAUAUGAAAGUAUGACAAAGCCAACAGAGACCGGUGGGUUACCAAGAGAUCCACAAGACCUUAUGGUAGAUAACCCUUUAAACCAGCUAUCUACUUUAGCAGGACAGUUGUCUAGCCUGCCCCCUGAAAACCAAAACCCGCCCUCUCCUGAUGUUGUACCAUGUCAAGAUGAAAAGCCUUUUAUGAUGCAGCAGCCUGCUGCGCCAGCAGCCGUUCCAGCGGUGUCGACCAGUAUUCCUCAGAGUUCAUCCCCUACAAGUCCUGAUCCUCGCCCUGCACAUUCUCAAAGAAACUACAGUCCAGUCGCAGGUCCCAGCAGCGACCACAGUGCUCAUGCCAGCACCCCAAGCAUAAGUAAUAGUCAGCCAAGUACUCCAGCACCAACUCUUCCAGUUCAAGAUCCUCAGCUUCUGCAUCACUGCCAGCACUGUGAUAUGUAUUUUGCUGACAAUAUUCUUUAUACGAUCCACAUGGGAUGUCAUGGCUUUGAGAACCCUUUCCAGUGCAACAUAUGUGGUUGCAAAUGUAAAAACAAGUAUGACUUUGCUUGCCAUUUUGCCAGAGGCCAACAUAACCAGCAUUGAUUGAAUAUAAGUUAUACCAUGCAUUCAUUUAUCAGUGUUUGUUUAAACACAUUGCUGUCUGUCUCUUUGUUGCUACUGGAGAGGUUGCGUGCCCUUUUGGAGGAAUCCAGUUAAGCAGAUUUAACAUCAAAGGCAAUUACCUUUACACGCUUUCAUUAUUUGCUAGAGACGUGCUUGUUUACCAUGGUGGCAUUCUUUACAUGGUUCCUAAAAUAAGAAUUGAGGUUUGUAGUGCAAUUAUUAUUAUUACUAUUAAUGGAUAAUCAGUGCAACACAAUAUAUACAGACCUAACAUAAUGUGGAUCUUGUGAAUCAACACUUGUGUCCAAGUAAUUAACAAAUACUUAACAUUAAGCUGAGCUACUGGAGUAGCCUUUAGUUUAAUUCCGUCAUAACAGAAUGCACUCAGAUAUUUUCAGUGUAGAAGCUAUAUGCAACUGUGUAUAAACUGACCAUCCCGUAAACCGCUAUAAAAUAUUGUUUAAAGAGUAAACAGAGAUAAAGUUGAUGUCUACAACAAAACUUAAAUCUAGGAAAAGUUUAAUUGCUGUGAGGCCUUUAAUAAAGCUUCUGUGGUAAUAGUGAGUCAUGAUGUGGAAAACUAAGAGUAAAAAUGUGAAAUAGGGUACAAAGGCAUCCACUUUUCAUUACUGCUGACCCCCCCCCCUUUAAAGGAAUACAAGGAAACAGUGCCUAGUAUUAAAUGUCUGUAAUUUUUAAAACUGUGUGCAGAAAGAAAACAUUGGAAGAAAAUGGGUAAUGUGUUAAAAUACUGUACCAUAAUCUUCAUACCUAGCUUGCAUUGGAUUGCAUUGCAAAGAACUUCAUUACCAUGUAAAUGCUAAUGUGUAAGUUGUUUUGUCUUUACCUUCUGGUAGUAAUGUUUUUUACCUGAAAAUGAAGUGGCAAGGCGGUUAUGAUAAUCCAUUCAGAUUUCACAUGGGUCAUUUUAUCUGUGAAUGAUGAAUGUACUUCUU
Lacerta agilis (Sand lizard) is the source of this 2667-nucleotide messenger RNA. RefSeq names its product IKAROS family zinc finger 5 (gene IKZF5). The coding region runs from base 431 to 1690 and encodes 419 amino acids. Gene Ontology annotation, molecular function: DNA-binding transcription factor activity, RNA polymerase II-specific; RNA polymerase II transcription regulatory region sequence-specific DNA binding. Gene Ontology annotation, cellular component: nucleus. The record is from RefSeq and is a predicted model, not a curated record. The transcript is spliced from 7 exons. Lineage: Eukaryota; Metazoa; Chordata; Lepidosauria; Squamata; Lacertidae. Gene Ontology annotation, biological process: regulation of transcription by RNA polymerase II.